AUGAUCUACCCCUUCAUGUGUAUCCCCACAUCCCCCGCAUUCCUCGGAACAGCCCUCCUAGGCCUCGGCCUGGUCCGCCUCUUCGCCCCCAAACAAGCCUACAGACUCUUCGGUCUCCCACUGCGCCCGUCAAGAUCUCCAUCGCCGUUUAUUUUUGCUAAUGCCGGUCGUGAUAUUGCGCUUGGUGUGGCGUUUAUUUUGCUGGGAUUGCAGAGGAAUUUUGAGGGUGUUAGGGCGGUUUUGGUUGGGACUUUGAUUGCGGCGCAAGUUGAUGCGUUUACUGUUUUCAAGUAUGGGGGCGAGGAGUUUGGGGGGUGGAGUGGGAAGUGGUAUGGGCAUUCGCUUGGUGGGUUGAUUUUGGGGUUCAUUGCUUGGAAGGGAUGGGGGCUUUGA
This is a messenger RNA of Penicillium cataractarum, 393 nucleotides long. RefSeq names its product DUF4267 domain-containing protein. The transcript has 2 exons. Bases 1 to 393 code for a protein of 130 amino acids. The record is from RefSeq and is a predicted model, not a curated record. Lineage: Eukaryota; Fungi; Ascomycota; Eurotiomycetes; Eurotiales; Aspergillaceae.